AUGGCGGCGGCAAUGGCGGCAACGACGAUGGUGACCGGGAACAAGGGCGGCUCGCUGGCCAUGGACAGGAAGAGCAGCUGGUCCUUUCCGACGGUCCCUGAGGUCGCGUUCCCUUGGAGCUCGCAAGCCGACUGCAAGAGCUUGGACUUUCCUCGCAGAGCGCUGUUCGCAAGCAUCGGCCUCAGCGUGUCCCUCGGCGCCCCACCAGGAGCGCGCGAGCACGGUGGGAAGGCCCGUCCUGCCGUUGGUGCCGACGACCUCGACCUUGCCUCCGCGGAGGAGGAGCCGAAGACGAAGAAGACCAAGAAGAAGCUGCAGCUGGUGCCGCGGCUGAGGAAGGUGAGGGUGAAGAUCGGCAACCCGCACGUCCGGCGGCUGGUCAGCGGCGCUCUCGCUGGCGCCCUGUCAAGGACCUUCGUGGCGCCGCUGGAGACGAUCAGGACGCACCUGAUGGUAGGCAGCUGCGGUGCCGACACCAUGGGCGGGGUGUUCCGGUGGAUCAUGCAGACGGAGGGCUGGCCCGGCCUCUUCCGCGGCAACGCCGUCAACGUCCUCCGCGUCGCGCCCAGCAAGGCCAUCGAGCACUUCACCUACGACACGGCCAAGAAGUACCUGACCCCGGAGGCCGGCGAGCCGCCCAAGUCCCCCAUCCCGAUUCCUCUCGUCGCCGGAGCGCUCGCCGGAGUGGCCUCGACCCUGUGCACGUACCCCAUGGAGCUCGUCAAGACCCGGCUGACCAUCGAGAAGGACGUGUACGACAACCUGCUCCACGCGUUCGUCAAGAUCGUGCGCGACGAAGGCCCCGGCGAGCUGUACCGCGGGCUGGAGCCGAGCGUGAUCGGCGUGGUGCCGUACGCGGCGGCCAACUUCUACGCCUACGAGACGCUGCGGGACAUGUACCGGCGCGUGUCGGGGAAGGAGGAGGUGGGCAACGUGCCGACGCUGCUCAUCGGGUCCGCCGCCGGCGCCAUCGCGAGCACGGCCACGUUCCCGCUGGAGGUGGCGAGGAAGCAGAUGCAGGUGGGCGCCGUGGGCGGGAGGCAGGUGUACAAGAACGUCCUGCACGCCAUGUACUGCAUCCUCAAAAAGGAGGGCGCCGCCGGCCUGUACCGCGGCCUCGGGCCCAGCUGCAUCAAGCUCAUGCCCGCCGCCGGCAUCUCCUUCAUGUGCUACGAGGCCUGCAAGAAGAUACUCGUCGACGACAAAGAAGAUGCCCCCGUAGCUGAGGAGGAGGAAGAGGAGGACGCCUGA
Lolium rigidum is the source of this 1251-nucleotide messenger RNA. Its product is annotated as adenine nucleotide transporter BT1, chloroplastic/amyloplastic/mitochondrial-like. Bases 1 to 1251 code for a protein of 416 amino acids. The record is from RefSeq and is a predicted model, not a curated record. The transcript has 2 exons. Gene Ontology annotation, biological process: transmembrane transport. Lineage: Eukaryota; Viridiplantae; Streptophyta; Magnoliopsida; Poales; Poaceae.